Molecule: messenger RNA, 1142 nt
Organism: Camellia sinensis
Lineage: Eukaryota; Viridiplantae; Streptophyta; Magnoliopsida; Ericales; Theaceae
Source: RefSeq, a predicted model, not a curated record
AUUUCUGAGGAAAACAUGGUGGGUUCGAGCGUUUCUGGUGCUGAUGAUGUGUUCAAACUCACUUACUUGGAGGGCAAUAGUUGGCUGUGGGAUGUCGGUGGGUUGAAAAUUUUGGUUGAUCCAAUCUUGGUUGGUAACUUGGAUUUUGGUAUUCCCUGGCUUUAUGAUGCCGCCAAGAAGUUUCUGAAGAAUUUCCAGCUUUCUGAUCUUCCUGAAGUAGAUUGCUUAUUGAUUACACAAAGUCUAGAUGACCACUGCCAUUUAAAGACUUUGAAACCACUUUCUCAAAAGUUUCCGAAUCUUAGAGUCAUAGCAACUCCAAAUGCAAAGACCCUGUUGGAUCCCCUUUUCCGUAAUGUCACUUACUUAGAACCUGGUCAGAGCUCUGAAAUUGAAGCGAGCAAUGGUUCUCAAGCUAAAGUUCGGGCUACACCAGGGCCAGUUCUUGGUCCUCCUUGGCAGCGCCCUGAGAAUGGGUAUCUUGUCACUUCCUCCCAAGGACAGUUGACUCUUUACCAUGAACCCCACUGUGUUUACAACAAGACUCUUCUGGAGAAGGAACAGGCUGACAUUGUCAUUACACCCGUUACAAAGCAGCUUCUACCAUUUUUUACAUUGGUUUCCGGACAAGAAGAUGCAGUUCAACUUGCCAAGAUGCUUUGUGCCAAGUUUAUUGUGCCCAUGAGAAAUGGAGAUCUUGACAGCAAAGGACUUCUCACUAGCCUAAUUCAGUCUGAAGGAACAAUAGCAUCAUUCAAGGAGCUUUUGUCAAGGGAGCUGCCGGAUGCAGAGGUACUAGAGCCUACUCCUGGUGUGCCGCUACCUAUCUCAGCACCUUUAAAACUUUCAUGAUGUGUUUUUGAAUGAAAUAAUUGUCUUCCAAACUUUUUAUAAAUUGAAAUUUUAUUUACUAGGAAUUCCUAAUAUUUGGUCGUAUGGGCCAGUAAGCUUUGGACAUUUGUUGGGCUGUUUCUUAGCUUCUUAAGGGCAGAGUUUAUCAACUUGUAUAUAUAUAUAGAACAACAACGCUGCUAGGUCCACCGAAAAAUCAGCCGCCCGAAUUGCCCGAAUUAGGUGUCAAAGUUUGCUACCAAUUGAGGCCCAUUUGCUACAUGUAUAUGUGAAACACCCGCACAACAAAA